This is a messenger RNA of Fulvia fulva, 975 nucleotides long. Its product is annotated as Signal recognition particle receptor subunit beta. The transcript has 2 exons. Bases 1 to 975 code for a protein of 324 amino acids. The record is from RefSeq and is a predicted model, not a curated record. NCBI's taxonomy places the organism in Eukaryota, Fungi, Ascomycota, Dothideomycetes, Mycosphaerellales, Mycosphaerellaceae.
AUGUGUCUUGUAGAUCCGACAGCGUCAUCAGACCAUCUGCACCAAGUCAUGUCGCAAGAACAUCUCGUGAGCAUGGCAGACCCGAGCUGGGACGACAUGAGUACUGUCAACAGGUGGCUCACCUGGGCAUUCUCUCCGGCCAUAUCGGCCAUCUUGGUGACGCUUGUGGUGUCACUGCUCAGUCCCAUCCUCAUCCACUGGUAUCUCUACAAGACAGCUGUCGCGAAAGAGCCGCCGAGCAUCAUACUACUGGGACCAAGUGGUGCUGGCAAGACCAGUCUCCUAACACUGUUCGCGAAUGGCACAACAUCGACAACCCACACCUCGCAAGAACCCCAAACAGCACUAUGCCGCCUGCCAGACUCAACACGAUCACGCGAAGACCGAUUCCGCUCCGAAAAUGACAACUCCUCCCCAUCACAGCCCACCUUCCACCUCGUUGACAACCCAGGCCAUGGAAAGCUACGACACCAUGCAACGACAUCAAUCCUCAGCAGGACUUCUGUGCGGGGUCUGCUCUUCGUUGUAGACAGUGCGGCAGUCAGCUCAACCGCGGGUCUCACCGAAGCAGCCGAGUAUCUCCACGACAUCCUACUUCUCCUACAAAAGCGGCACACCCAAGGCAAGACCAGCAAAGGACCCACAGCGAUCCCAGUCCUCGUAGCAGCGAAUAAGCAAGAUGUCUUCACGUCACUUCCGGCUGCACUGGUCAAGACGAAAUUAGAAGAGGAGAUCGCCAAGGUUAGGGCGAACAAGAGCAGAGGAUUGAUGGACAGUGGUGUGGCCAUGGACAACGAUGCUGAUGGAGACGACGAGAAGAACUGGCUGGGCGAAUACGGAAGUAAGGAGUUCAAGUUCACGCAGAUGGACGAGCACGGUGUGGAAGUCACAGUCGUGGGCGGGAACGUCAGAGGCAACGGCGACGAAUCCGGGAAGGUGGAAGAGUGGCGGGCGUGGAUUGGGGACAACCUAUAG